Messenger RNA from Cloeon dipterum, 5622 nucleotides. It is a transcript of the gene gig, whose product is annotated as tuberin. Gene Ontology annotation, biological process: negative regulation of insulin receptor signaling pathway; regulation of cell cycle; regulation of small GTPase mediated signal transduction. Gene Ontology annotation, cellular component: nucleus; cytoplasm; TSC1-TSC2 complex. The record is from RefSeq and is a predicted model, not a curated record. NCBI's taxonomy places the organism in Eukaryota, Metazoa, Arthropoda, Insecta, Ephemeroptera, Baetidae. Gene Ontology annotation, molecular function: GTPase activator activity. The transcript is spliced from 26 exons. Bases 87 to 5489 code for a protein of 1800 amino acids.
CCAUUUUUCAGAUGGAAGUGCUGCGAGUUUGAGUCGCAGUUAAAUAACAUAAGAACUUUUCCUGCCGUACCUCCUUCGAGAUCAAAAUGAGCUCAAAGGACAAGGACAAAACUCUGCAGGACAAGUUAAAGCAGUUUUUUCGCCUGAACAAAGGGAAUGCAGGCACUGUUGUCGAGCGAUUAGAUUUUUCACUGUCUCCAGAUAUCGAGCUUGCCAUUGGGCCACACUCGAUGAAUGUCAACGAAAGAGUGAAAAACCUGAAAGACAUCAGUAACGUUGUGCUUCAGAAGAACUUGGAAGAACAUGCCGUUGAGAAACUAUGGUCCCUGGUGCAAGACCUGCUCCGCGAGGAUGUGUCCAAAGAGCAUCGACACAUCGUUUUCCAGUUCUUGUGCAACCUGGCGCAAGGGCAAGCGGACAAACUUGGCAUUAUUAGAGGACAUUUCUUCAGACUGAUCCAGACGCACCCUUUGCGAGAGGACGUAGGACCUCGCCUCGACCUCCUGAGGGCAUUGACGGACAAUGGCAAGGAUGUUCUCUACAUGGAGACCGAGGUUGCACCGUUCCUGCUCUCGUGGAUGGCUGAAGUUUCCCAUGCAAAUAAAACUAAUGACCUCUUGUCAUUGCUAGUUAACGUUGUUAAAUAUAAUGCUGGAUUUGUUGAGGAUGAAAUUAUAAGCGGCCUGAUUCAAAACGCAUGCUUUCUGUGCUCAUGGAGCCAGCAUGAAGAAGUCGUGUUUUCCAGCCUCGCUCUUCUUGAUGUAAUAGUUUGCUACUCGCAAAUUUCGCCCAACAUGCUGGAGACGUUUGUUUUCACUCUCUGCAAUUUGGUCAACAACAAGACCUACAGUCAAAGCUGUUGGAAGAUCAUGAAGAAAGUACUGGGAACUCACGUAGGUCACAGUGCCCUCUUCCAGAUGAUUUCACUUUUGAAGGAUCGGAAGUUUAGCAACAAUUCAAUGAUGCUGCGAGGAGCUAUUUUUUACGUCAGCAUGGGAAUGUGGGGAGGGCAAAAGGUUACUUCGCUUAAUACAACAGCCUGCACAGUGCUUCCAGCGUACAUGGAGGCGAUCAAGCAUGGUCACACUGUUGUCACUUACGAAGUUCUCAUUUGCUUGCACAAAUUGAUUGUGCACAGUCCGAGUGACCUCAGUGAUCCUGCCUGGAAUAAUGUGCUUGGAAUUCUCGAAAUAGCGAUGAUUUUAGUCCAGAGAAUGAAUCCACCUGUAUCUCACGUAAUUAAUGUUGCCCAUGACCUUCUCACGGACAUUGAAGCACUGCACGAGCGAGGUGACUUUCGCGGUGAUGUUGCUCGCUUUUACAACAUCAUCGCAUCUUGCGCUGCCACCAGACCAGAAAUCUCGAUUUUGCACUUGAUUACAUAUUUGGCUGCUGACUUCACUCCUACCAAGCACAAAUGGUUGACCAAACUCAAUGACUUCAUUGAACGCUACUUUUGGCAGGAGACUCGAUCUAACAUCAGAGUCAAGGUCCUGGAUGUUAUUUCCUCUGUGGUUCACGCUAACAGAGCCUUGUAUGAAGAAGAACUGCUAGAGAAAGUUCUGAACCAAUUAGAACCAGCAGUGGCCAGGGAUCCAGAUCUAGUCGUUCGCAAUGCGUCAGUUCAACUCUUGGUUGAAUUAUGCCUCGAGUGUGAAAACAAACGGUGCUUGGAACUGCUAGAUUUGAUUGAUGAGUUUCUCCAUAGACCUUUUGAAAUCUAUGAAGCAACCUCUGCUGUAAUUGUCAAUGAGGCGGACGUUCUUGACGUGAAAAGUGCUGCUUUGGGCAUGAUCAAGAUCUUCCAUAGCAAAGCGUACCAGUUACCUUCAACGCAUGCCAUCAGAGCAUAUAAAGCCCUAGUUACUCACCUGGAGAACCAUUACAAGAAGCCAGCUGUCUUUGAAAGUUGCAAUGCUAUAAGAUUUCUGAUUUUCAAAUGCUUCUUGCAAAUAAGAGCUGACUCUCUUUACCACCUGGGCAUGCCGGACCCUUUAAUUCUUGACAAUGACACUCCCUGCAGUGCCAAGAGAGUUACUAGAUUCAGUCCCUAUCUGGCAGUGGACCACCGUCUUGGCGAAAAACCUAGUGCGUCUGUUGCAGCUGGUUCAGCCUCUGGAUCAGCAUUUCCAGCGCCUACUGUGACCUAUUUGUCACUCACUCAUGCCUGCAGUGCUGUGAUAAUCUGCCUGAACAGUGAAAAGGAUUGGCGAGUACUCACAUUAAUUUUGUCUGAGCUACCACAAGUGAUGCAAAACAAAUCGCUGAUUUUGUCAAAGCACGGCAAUGAUGUAGAAUACUUGGCAAGCGCUUUGUACACCAUGGUCACUGAUUUAACCAUUGGGGAUAAGUUGAAGACUCUUCCUCCGAAAAUGUCGAGAUCCGAUGCGCAGUCCUUGGUUUUGCUUUCAAUGGCCUCCCUCGUUUCCUACCCUCUCGACUCCUCCAUGCAGCAGAAGAUCGUCAAGUGUUUGCAGUUAGGCCUAACGACGACAAUAAAAUGUGCCAUCGACUGCAUGUCUGCGCUCACCCUGUGCACCUUGGACAUGCAAGAGACCAUGUAUAAGCUGCUGCCUGAGGUCCUCCUCAAGCUUUCUAAGAUUUCGACCACAGUGCACAUGGCUAUACCAAUGCUUGAGUUUCUUUCAACUCUGACCAGACUGCCGAAGGUAUUUGCGUCCUUUGUCUACGAUCAGUACCUGUCGGUGUUUGCAAUAGCUCUGCCAUACACAAAUCCCUUCAAGUUCAGUCAUUUUGUCGUUUCCCUGGCGCAUCACGUGAUAGCAGUGUGGUUCUUUAAAAGCAGGAUGCCUUUCAGAAGCAAGCUCGUUGGAUACAUAAUUAAGGGCUUGAAAAACAAUCUCACUGGAGAGACCAUAGGCAGCAGGCCAGAUAUGGUGAACGAGGACUCGUCAAACAGAAGGCGAAGCUCCAGCUUGACUGAACAAGGCAGCAGACACCACAAGGAGCAGCUACGUCAGAGGGUGGAAACGAAGCCGGCCAUCGACGAGACAAUGAUGCUUUUCCAUACAGAAUUGACCGAAACUUGUAUUGAUAUGAUGUCAAGGUAUACCUUCUCCCGCUGCUCGGCCUUGCCCAAGAGGCCACCAACGACCCAGUGGCUGUUCAAUGAUGGACAGUCUAUGACGUGGCUGCUGGGUCACAAGCUGAUUACGGUUACAACCAGCAACUGCAGCCAAAAGGCGAUCAAGUCUGGGCUUUGUGACAAAUGCUUGCAUUCUUGUCGCCUGGACAAGACAUCAGGACAAAGUGCUGCAAUGAGCGCUCCUCAAACACAGCCGCCAACUGCAGCAACUAGCCCAAUGGUAGAGAAGGCACCAAGCCCUCCUGUUGAUACGGACUUGACACCAUCGCGUCGGAGGCACAAGUCAGCAAUCCAAGGCAGCGUGAGUCGAGACAGUGUGGGUAUAUUUGGACCAAGAACUAAAGAUGAUCUACACAUGAACUCAAGAGCUCCAGACGCUGAAAACUCAAGAAAUGAGGGCUUCCUUAUGAUGCAAGUGGAGAAAUCUGUGGACUUUGACAGAGGAAUGUGCACCUGUUGGUGCCAGAGUUGGGCAGAGAUUAACAUUGGAAGUCCAACAGGUCACGUUUCUUGGACAAUGCGGCUCCAAAACCUGCCCUACUUUGAUGCCUCAGCUCCAACUGUUGAGUUUCCCCUAGCGGACGUGUCAACAUUUUUUUUCCCAGAAUUGGAAAGCCGCGAAGGAAGCAAGUCAAGGAUUAGCUCACCUGAGAUCCAGAACGAGCCGAUAUUUUCUGAAAGCAUUCCAGCUUCUCCAGUGGGUCAAACUCAGCAUACAGAAAUUGCUGAGAAAAAGCCGCAGUCAAUUUUGCCUAGCCCCAGCCAAGAAGUCGCUCCAAUCAGACCAACUUCCGAGGCAGUGCCCGUGCCCGGCGCUGAGCCAGAGGAUUCUGAUGAGGCACAUGACGAAGAGGAAGGGUUGGAAGGCGAUAGCAGGCGCAGGAAUCGCGUGAAAAGGUCCAACUCGAGUCCUGAGAUGAGCAGCAGACUGCGCAGUCCGUUGUCUCUGCAGCCUCCAGCCCUGCAUGCUGCCAACAGCCUGGGUGGCGACGACUUGGACAAAAAUGCUCCCUUGAGUCCAACUGGAGAUGAGAAGAAACUGAUGCCAAAGCCACCACCCACCAGGGUCAGUUGUGAGGCGAUUCCAGAAGAGAUGGGUGGCACUUCUCCCCCAUCAACAUAUCCCGCUGAGCCCGUCCUGAAAGUUGUGCAAGCUGCGCAAGUAAUCGAGGCAAAGCCCAUAGAACAGGUGUUGCCACCGCAGCCACAAAUAAUGCCACAGCCCACUCCUCAGCCAGUGGUCAAGCCAGCUCUUGCACCUAUGAAAUCUGCGCCGAUGGUGCCAGAAAAGAGAACCGAGAAAAGUCCACCACAAGAUGCGAGGCCUGAUCCAAGUACCUUACCCCCUCUUUCGUUCCGAGACAGAGGACACACUAUCUCGGUGAUGAGCCCAGUAAAAAGACCUGACCCAAACCUGCUGAGAAGAAAUGCAGCAGGGGGAUCGACCCCUAGAGGUGCAGAACCUGUCAUGAACAGUGCAGCAAUGAAGCCCAGCUUUGUGUUUCUGCAGUUAUACCAAACGGCAGGGUUGGGCAGCAAGGGCGAGAAGCCAGUUUUGGUGCCAAAGGAUGAUGUUGUCAACAGAACUGUGAAGACUCUCAGUUAUAUACCACCAUAUGAAACGCACAAACUUGGCGUCCUGUACGUAGGGCCCAAUCAGGCGAACAAUGAGACUGAAAUCUUGCGCAACACUUGUGGAUCUGUGCGAUACACAGAAUUUCUGUCGGGCCUAGGAACGCUUAUUAAGCUGAAAGCAGUGGACUCUCAGACAACAUUUCUGGGUGGACUCGACCAAUCGGGAAAUGACGGGAAAUUCGCCUACAUUUGGCAUGAUGCCAUGACUCAGGUGAUUUUCCAUGUCGCCACAUUGAUGCCAACCAAAGAAACCGAUCCCAGCUGUAACAACAAAAAGCUCCACAUUGGAAACGAUUUUGUCACGAUUGUUUUUAAUGAAAGUGGUCAAGACUACAAUGUUCACUGCAUAACGGGUCAGUUCAACUUUGCCUGUGUGGUUGUCACCCCAAUGGGCCAUGGAACUAACCAAGUGACGAUGAAGAUCAAGGAAGAUCUUACUGAGCACCUGGGAGCAUCGCAAGUGACUCGGAUCAUCUCUGAUCAGAGUUUGCCCACCCUAGUAAGGCAACUCGCGCUGCAUGCCAAUCUGGCAUCUCUGAUAGUCCGUAACAUGAGCAAAAGUGUCCUGUAUGCCUCCAAUUGGCUGGAGCGUCUGAGGAAUAUAAAGCGAAUCAGGGCCAGAGUACUAGAGAAAGCUGAGGAAAAGAAGAAGGCGGCUGACAUGCAGAACAAGGACCAGGACGAUUUCACUGAAUUCGCUGUCUACUCUGAUCAGCCAGAUGCAAAGAACCAGAGCAUCAAAUUAUAAAACUAUAUUAAAACUGUAUAGUGUGAAAAUAGAUAUAUGUCAUAUUUGCAAUUAUUCACGCCAUCAUGUGGCACAACUUAUUAUAAUAUUCCCUUUAAAUAAAUUUAUUCGCAGCUUACGUAAAACUGUAAAA